AUGCUCGACGUCGACGACAGCGACAGCGACAGCGACAUUGAAGUUGUGGAAGUCGUGGACUUGACCGGGGUGAGCGACGACGACGACGACGGUGACGACGAUAACGAUGACGACGACGAUGACGACAAUGACGAUGACGACCCGUUCGCGACUCCACCGCUUCAGGAAGAAGAGCACGCUGCGCUUCUCUCCCCUGAGGUGGGCCACGACGGCGACCUUGAAGCCGUGGACUUGACCGGGAUGGGCGACGACGACGACAACUACGCAGAACGCUACGCCUCCCCGGAAGAGGAGAACACCACGCCUCCCCCCGAAGAGAACGCCGCGCCUCCCCCGAAGAGGGAAACGCCACGCCUCCCCCCAAAGAGGAGAACGCCACGCUUCUCCCCGAGGAGGCGAAAGGGGAGCCCCCAGCCAGCAGCAGCAGCAGCAGCAGCAGCAGCAGCAGCAGCAGCAGCAGCAGCAGGCCUCGCCCACGCGGCCGCACUCAGCGACCACACAACGCUCAAGCAGCGCUGCCACCAGCGCCACAACACCCCCGCGAACCGCGACCCCUACACGGAGCGCCUGAUGGCGGCCCUCAUGGCGCUCGGCGGGCAGAGCGCGCUUGAGCGGAAGCGGCGGCGAGAGCGACGGGUGGAACACGGCCGCAGUACACCCGGGGCGUUCAGGGAGACACGGGCUUCUAAAUGCCAGCUCGAGAUCGAUGGUGCCCGCAAGAAAGGGCAAAUGUCGGGUUCUCGUGCCGAGCAUCGCGUACAUCAGGAUUUCACCAGACGGUCCAGUCUUUAGUUUGUACACCGGCCGAGGGGCGAGGAGGGUCCAGGUCUGGUUUGCCAAAAGAGAGUUGUGCUCGGUCUUUAUAGCUUUGAGCCCAUUCCUCCCAGUGAGGCAGGCAGGCCUUGGGCUUCUCCGUCGCUUGCCAUGGAUGAGCUGAGGAACGCCAAUGCUGGCAGCAUAUUUGUGUUUCAUCAUCUCUUUAGCUUCGAGCUGCAAGUCGACGUCCUCGUACUUGACACUUUAUGCCAUCUCGGGAAGUGGGCUUUCCCAUGGUAGAAUGUGCCUCCUGGCGUGUGUGAGCGUUCUGAUAUAGCUGUUCCCGAGGUUGGUCUCUUA
This is a messenger RNA of Gaeumannomyces tritici R3-111a-1, 1116 nucleotides long. RefSeq lists its product as hypothetical. The record is from RefSeq and is a predicted model, not a curated record. Bases 1 to 792 code for a protein of 263 amino acids. The transcript is spliced from 4 exons. NCBI's taxonomy places the organism in Eukaryota, Fungi, Ascomycota, Sordariomycetes, Magnaporthales, Magnaporthaceae.